UAAAGCACUAUAGCUAAUGGAGAAAUAUGAUCGAGUCCAUCAUGAGAGUAGAUUCAGAACGACUUUUACAGUCUACCUUGACUUGUUGAGAACAUCUGAGAUUCCGUUCUCAGAGCCUGCCUCUAUCACUGCAGGUGAAAUAGUCGAGCGGAUUCUGAACCGAUAUGUUGAACAGGGCAAGUCUCAGGGUAAAAGAAAGGAUUUUUCACUUUACAUCAUAAACACUCAGCAUAUUGAGGGACACCUGAAGGCGAAUAAAAAUAAAAAGUCCUUUGACUCAAAAGAAAAUAAAGAAUUUUACAAUAAUAUUGACUCUGUGUUUAAGCUUCCUCAUGUGAUGAAGAGAAAAUUGGAUAGUUGAGAUUAUCCAGUAUACAUUCUGCAAAGAGCAGAAACAAAAAUGAAGAACAAAGGUUCUAUCAUGUUUCAAUGGGACCUCUAUUUCCUCUCUCAUACGACUACACUAGGAGAGAAAUAGAGGAAAUCUUACUGAGAGGUUUAAGAAAGAAGGAGAGUUCUUUGAGGAACUCCUUACCAAUAUCACUGAUCGUAAAUUCUUUUUCCAUCGUAAAGGAAACUGAAGUUUGAGAGAAGAUAAGAUGGAGCAUUUCAGAGACAUCACUCUGAUCUUAACAGGUGACCAUCUAUACUAUAUGGAGAAAUAACAUGGAUAGUCUUAAUUUAAUCCUUUUGUCUGAAGCUUUAGCUUAUGAAAACAAAGAGAAAUCAUACUCCUUUGAAAUCAGGACAAAUGGUAGGAAAUAUGUACUUGCAUGAAAGUCACAACAUGAUAAAGACAAUUGGAUAAAUGCGAUUCUUUCCCAAAUAGAUCACUCAAAAUGAAAGCAUGAGAUUGAUGAUCUUGAAGGUAGAAUUCAGCAGCUUUCUAAAGAAGCAUCUAACAGCGAGUCCAAAAAUCCAACCAGAAAGCAAUUCCUUAACUACCUUGAGCAGCUGGACGAGAAGAAUGGAGCAUUACUCAAAGAAACUAUCAAAUCAGUUCAUAACUACAAGCAAUCUUGAGCAGAAAUGAUUGAAAUCUUUGGACUCACAUCAAAGGGAGCUUUUAUUACCCAGGAAGAUCAAGACUCCUUAAAAGAAACUAUUGAGGAACAAGCAACUGAUAUCCUGUGAGAAAUAUUUAAGUUACUGAAGAGAGCAAAAAUGUCAAUAUCAAAUGCUAAAGAGUUCAAUGAAGAAGAUAGCUUUAUCGAACCAGAAGAAAAGAAUGGCUUUAACCAAGACCAAAUCACAGCUGAAAUCACAAAACUAGCAAAAAGUGAUGCAGAUGCUCACAAGAGAAGGAAAAAGCAUUUUUCUGCCAACUGAAACUUAGAUUCGAUCAAAAUAGAAGACAUUAGUGUUAACCAUGAUUACAAAAUGAAUGAUUUCAAAGAUAUGCCUGAGAACCAUCAAAUCUUGUUACUUUGAACUACAAAAUGUUUUUUAAUAAUGAAUGAAAAAUUUGCCAAAAUGAAGGAAACCAAGAUUUACGACAAAUAUCUGUUUAAACCCCUAGAGAACAAUGUAAAUCAGAUUUACAGGGCUAAUUUCGAAGUCGAUUUCAUGAAGACGAUCAUUUGGAAUAGGAAUUUUAAUAAGACAAUUACUGACUCCAACCGGUACCUUGUCAAAAUGAGAUCUACAAAUUCUAAUAUAUUCAAGAAUAUCUUGCAACAAAAUAAACAGAAUCUUGCUGAUAUUGAGAAAAAGAAGAGCUCCAGCAGUAGAAAAAUGUCUGUAUCUAAUAGUGUCCUCUUACAGCCCCAGCGCGUCUUGAGGAGCAGGAGACUAGUCAGUGUCAGCACUAGCUUUACAACCAAUAAUAAAGAAUUCGAAGAAAUUAUUAGGCAUAAAACUGAGAUUAGGAGAGGGACUUCUCGAAAGAACUUUUCUAUGAAAUACUCUUCCAAAGAGGAACAAGAGAGUACUUUUGGGAUGACCAAUCCGAUACAAGAAGCUAUAUCUGAAGAUGAAGACCCUGAAGAAGAGAAAAUAGAUACCUCAACAAGUAACAGAAGGGCCUCUAAUGGAUUUACAGAUUAUGGUGAGAUUUAGUUGUGAGAAGUAAGAAGAAAUUAUUCAA
Moneuplotes crassus is the source of this 2086-nucleotide messenger RNA. NCBI's taxonomy places the organism in Eukaryota, Ciliophora, Spirotrichea, Euplotida, Euplotidae. The record is from the annotation of a GenBank genome assembly.